CCACAAGCAAACACAUGAUAAACCAAACAACGGUGACUGAAUUCAUCCUUCAAGGAUUCUCUGAUAUGCGAGAACUACAGAUUUUACAUUUUCUGGCGUUUCUCACUCUAUACUUAGCAACAUUGAUGGGAAAUUUCCUCAUCAUCAUAACCGUAGCCUUGGUUCAUCACCUUCACACCCCUAUGUAUUUUUUCCUGGUUGUCUUGUCAUCAGUAGAUGCCUGUUUCAUUUCUUCCACUGUUCCCAAAUCCAUGGUCAAUUCCUUUAUGAAUGACAACCGGAUUUCUUUCUCAGGAUGUGUCUGCCAACUCUUCUUUGUUGUUGCAUGCACUACUGCAGAAGUUUCCCUGCUCACUGUCAUGGCUUAUGACCGCUAUGUCGCAAUCUGCCAUCCUCUACAAUAUACACUGAUCAUGAACUGGAAUGCCUGCUUCCAAAUGACAACUAUUGCUUUGAUUUUGAGUGUAAUCAAUGGAAUGAUACAAACAGCAAACACAUUUAGGCUACACUUCUGCUGGUCCAAUGUAGUUGAACAAUAUUUCUGUGAUAUCCCUCAGUUGUUAAGGAUAUCUUGCACAGAUACCAAAUUCAAUGAGAUCUUUACUUUUGUCUGUGUUCUUACUGUGGGUUUUUUCUGCUUAGUGGUCAUAUUGGUUUCCUACAGUUACAUCUUCUCUGCUGUGUUCAAAAUCCAGCCAGGCCGAGGGAAGUAUAAAGCUUUUUCUACCUGCAUCCCACACUUGACUAUGUUUUCUCUUUUUGUCUUUACUGUCAUGUUUACUUAUAUGAGACCACAGGAGAUGCUGUCUCCAUCUAUAGACCUGUUAGCUGCUGUUUUGUAUGCUGUUUUGCCACCACUCAUGAAUCCUGUCAUUUAUACCCUGAGAAACAAAGACAUUCAAGUGGCUCUAAGGAAGAGGAAAAGUUUGAAUGUGACAUAA
Messenger RNA from Heteronotia binoei (common prickly gecko), 941 nucleotides. Its product is annotated as olfactory receptor 14A16-like. Gene Ontology annotation, cellular component: membrane. Bases 15 to 941 code for a protein of 308 amino acids. The transcript has a single exon. The record is from RefSeq and is a predicted model, not a curated record. Gene Ontology annotation, biological process: G protein-coupled receptor signaling pathway. Gene Ontology annotation, molecular function: olfactory receptor activity; G protein-coupled receptor activity. NCBI's taxonomy places the organism in Eukaryota, Metazoa, Chordata, Lepidosauria, Squamata, Gekkonidae.